AUGAAUUCAACAACACAAAGACAAACCACGAUUCUACCAGAAAAUAAUACUAUUGUCCUCUUUCAAACAUUACCCAAAGGGUCUUUUUGUCAAUCCUAUACGGUGAACGUUGGUGGUACAACUUUUCAGUUCUCAGAGUUCAGGUACAUUAAAGAUGAUUAUAGUUCGCGUAUUAUCUACUUAAAAAAUCUUACUAACUGGUUCAUUAUUAUUAAUCUGAAAAGUCUUAAGAGAGAUUCUCCAAAUUUAUUUACUGAAUAUUUCUUUGGAGAAAAUGAAUCAAGAAAAGGUGCAUCCUUUACCAUGUGUAUAGAUCGAGAUCCUCAGAUCUUUACAAUCAUUGCAAGGUAUCUUAGAGGUUAUACUAUCUUUCCAUUAUCUCCGACAAAUCUUCCAUGUGGAAUGUCCUUUGAAUUGUUUCGUCAGAAUCUUAUGGCCGAUAUUCACUUUUACAAACUUCCCGCUUUAAAGAAACAAACUUUACCUAUUUGCACUUUCUUUAAAAGUCCUUUUAAUGAAGAUUGGCGAUUAGAUAUUACUUUAAGUUUGGUAAAACCGAAAGAUCUGACUAUCGACAAAGAAAUAGUUCUAUCAAUACACAGAGAUGGUUACUCAAUUGUCCAAUUUCACGCGACUGAUGUUCUUUGGGAUUUGGUUUCACCACAACAAUCAUUUUUUCAAUUUACACAACAAGCUGACAUAUUCACAUUACGUCAAAUUUCUAAAACAUUUCGACCUAUGUUUGAAGAUAAUGUCUUGUACUAUGGAUGUGAAAACGGGCCAUCUUUAUAUAAUAUUGAUGAUGUUGAUAUGCCAGGAAAGGAUGUAUAUCAUAAUAUCUUUGAUAAAAGUAGAGAAUUAGUUAAACCAAUUGUGGGAAAAUCUGUUCGCGUUUACUUGUCAAGAGCUAUUUUUUCUUUAAGAAUUCCUGAUGUUCCAGUAUGUGGUGUAAUUACCAUCAUACCUAUGUGGGGUUGUGGGAAUACUCAACUUUAUCAUUUAUCGCGAAAUGGUGGAUUAUCUUUUAAUUAA
Messenger RNA from Dentiscutata erythropus, 1032 nucleotides. NCBI's taxonomy places the organism in Eukaryota, Fungi, Glomeromycota, Glomeromycetes, Diversisporales, Gigasporaceae. The record is from the annotation of a GenBank genome assembly.